AUGUUCUUUCAGGGAUCCCUUCAGGAUGGUAUUGCCCUCGCUGUGCGAGAGGCCAAGGCUGUGGUUUGUUUCGUUCGAGAUGACGAACCACUGAGCUCAACAUGGGAGAAGGAGUACCUUACAGAUGAUGAGGUCGCGCCGGUCCUCGACGCCAAAGCGGUGCUUUUGCGACUGACUGCUGGGAGCCAGGAAGCUGGGUUCCUGACCUCCUUCUGCCCCGUAUCGAAAUUCCCAACUGCUGUUGUUAUCAAGAAUGGCACGUUGCAAGAGUACCUUACGCCCGAGGUUUCGAGAGACGACUUGAAGAGCCGUUUGAUUGCAGCACUGGAAGGUCGAAAAGAUACCGUUCCUGCUCAACAGCCACAGCAGAACAGUGCCGCGCCUACGAGCAAUGAAGCUACGUCUACAGCCAGUUCAAAUGCUGCUACCUCUGUUAUACCCAAUACCCCCAACGCUCCGUCCCAACAACAGUCACGUCAACACCCAAGCGCUUCCCAAAUUUCUGCUCAGCAAACAUCCCAGACUAACACGAAGGUGGAUAAACCCGCCACCGAGAAGCCUGCGCCGACGAAGCAGGCGGCAUCUAAGCCGCAGCCUCUGAAAGACGUGAAAGGGAAAUCCAAGGGCAAGCAGCCAGUGGCGCAAGCACCUCAGGUACCUCAGAAACCCAAAGCAAAGGUAGAAAAGAAAUCUGCGCCGACUAUCGAAGAGCCGAAACCACAACCGCCGGUUCCUCGAGGACCUCCAAGCCAGUACCGACUCCAGGUACGACUGUUUGACGGCCGCUCGAUCCGGUCUAGCUUCAAGCCCACACAGACUAUCCGCGGCGAUGUGCGACCCUGGCUGGAUGAGCAAAUGGAGGACGAUCACCGUCCAUACAACCUGAAACACAUCUUGACACCUCUCCCAAAUCGAACACUCUCUGUUGCCGAAGAGUCGCAGACACUCCAAGAUUUGAAUCUCGGAUCGACUGCAAACCUCGUCAUGGUUCCUGUCCAAACAUACACGACAGCCUAUGCAGCUGCAGGAUCCCUGCCGGCGCGGGGAAUAUCAGCCGUGUAUAAUGUGGUCUCGGGUGUCGCCAGUACAGCUACAGGUAUUGUGGGCUCGAUCCUCGGGUAUGGAUCCAGUGCAUCAGCGAAUGAAUCCGAGUCAACAAAUCCUCCAUCCGGAGAGAGACGACCACGGCCAACGGGACCUACCAUUCGAACGCUGCGGGACCAGCAGAAUGAACGGGGUGAUAAUCAGUUCUACAACGGAAACCAGUUGAACUUUGAGCCGCGGAACAAGGAAGACAAAGAUAAUUGA
Messenger RNA from Penicillium cinerascens, 1308 nucleotides. Its product is annotated as UBX domain-containing protein. The transcript has 5 exons. NCBI's taxonomy places the organism in Eukaryota, Fungi, Ascomycota, Eurotiomycetes, Eurotiales, Aspergillaceae. Gene Ontology annotation, molecular function: protein binding. Bases 1 to 1308 code for a protein of 435 amino acids. The record is from RefSeq and is a predicted model, not a curated record.